AGUGGAGCCUGUAGUGCUUGUAGGAACUUGAUUUCUUGAUCUGCGAUCAGUCAGCCCGCGUGUCUGUCUGUCUGUCAGAACGUCUACAGAAACCUUCCUCAGCUUUCCUCAAUGAAGCUGCCCGCCAAGAUCUUUCUGUUCGGGACUCUUAGCGCCGCUUUCCUUGCGUACCUGUGGAGCGGACCAGCUUUCAAUGAAGAAUCUCUAAAAGGGGUGAAGGUGUUGGUGACUGGUGCUAGCACUGGCAUCGGGGAGCAGGUGGCAUACCAUUAUGCCCGUUUGGGUGCUCAAAUUGUCAUCACAGCGAGAAGAGAAAAUGUCUUGAAAGAGGUGGUGAAGAAGUGUCAGGAUCUGGGGGCUCAGAAAGCCCUCUAUAUCUCAGCAGAUAUGGGCAUUUCCGCUGAUGUUGACCGGGUGGUAGAGUUUGCAGAACAACAGCUCGAAGGACUGGACUACAUAGUGCUAAACCACAUCGGGCCCAGUCCGUAUCAGAUGUGGGACAGCGAUGUGGAUCACAUGCGAUGGCUAAUGCAGGUGAAUUUCCACAGUUACGUGCAAAUGGCUGUGAAGGCUUUGCCGGCCCUUGAGAAGAGUAAAGGGUCGAUAGUGGUGGUCUCCUCCCUGCUUGGAAAAAUGUGUUCACCGUUUGCUCUGCCGUACAUUGCUACUAAGUUUGCCCUGAAUGGUUUCUUUGGGAGUCUACAGCACGAACUGGCGAUGAAGCAGAGUAACGUGUCCAUCAGUAUCUGCAUCCUGGGCCUCAUUGACACAGACUCUGCCAUGGAGAAAAUCAAAGGCCACAUAGAUAUUACCCCUUACCCUGCACAUGAGGCCGCAUGGCAAAUCAUCAAAGCUGGAGUGCUGCGCCAGAGUGAAAUCUUCUACCCCUGGUACACCUACUACGGUGUUCUCUUCAGAGACUGGUUCCCUCAUGCCAGAGAUCAGGUGAUACGUAGCUGCUACAACUACCAGCCAUAAGCUAUAGAGAGAGCUAUAUUACUUUUCACUUAUAGACACUGGAAAACACUCAGAAAUGUAGGUGCUUAAAGGGGUUCUUUGGAAUGAUGUCAUAGGAGAACCACUUUUGAUUGUGUAUGUCUCCACAUAAUGUAAAGCUUCUGUUUGGAAUUUUUUUUUCCACAAAACCAAAUGUCCAAGCAAAAAAAAAAAAUUAUAGAACUGUAUUUUUGAGUGAGAUUCACCUGAUGCUUAGGGAAAAUAAGAGUUUACACCCUUCAAUCAAUUUAAACAAAGGAGCUAUACUACAAAACUCAAAGUCCAAAACAUGUUGGGACAGUAAAUGAAAUGUAAGUAUAAAUAGAAAUCAUUGAUCUAUUUUGACCAAAGAAAUCCUAGAAGUUCAGUAUGGACAAUUUAAGACUAAGAGCAAAGUGACAAAAUGUUGUUCCAAAGCAUUGAACAUAUGUUAUUCUCCUGUAUCUGUUAUUUUCUUAUCAUCUUAACCAUGUUUAUUGUAGAGUUCUAGCAAAUGGUUUUUUGCUUGCCGAAGUGGUGAUAACUGUCACACUCUCACCUUGCCCCCUGCCUGUUUUUGUGUUUAAAUCACCCUUUGUAAUGUUGUGGAGUGUUGGAGAGGAGGCGGACACAUAUGCAAAGAGAAGUGAGAUUUAUUACAGGCAAAUCCAUGGUCAUAGUCAUAACAGUCCAGGGUCUUUUAGCCAACACGGAUAGAAGAAGAAUUGUACAUGAUAAACGGAAACAAAUACUACACUUCAAAUGCCACGGCACCAGAAUCUCAAACAUACAACAUAAUAGAAACAUCACAUCAACAAAGACCAUCAAACACUAGGGGCAAACAGAGGGCUUAAGUCUAACUGGGAUAAUUAGAAAACACCACAAAGGUGCAAACAGGUGAAACCAAUCAGGGUGGAGUCAAGAAAACAAGGAGGCAUAACAAGGAAGACACCUAACAAAAGCACAUGGAAGAUUGAAAUGUAAACAUAAGCACAUGGAUGUCUGGGAGGGGCCAAUCGUGACACCCUUUGUCUCACAACCUUAAGGUGAUACCAUCCUUAUCCUUAUCCCCCCCCCUUACAUCUCUAUUCAUAUCAACCCUUCCUUACCCCUCUUCAAAGUCUUUUUGUUCCUCCUUCUACCUCAUUAGUUUUCAAUGUACGUAUAUCAUUUUAAAAUAUUCUUGUUAGACUGGACUGCUGACCAGACUAGAAUGGACUGCUUACCAGACUAGACUGGUGACACACUGAUGACCAAGCUGUGCCCAUGCAUGAUCGUCUGCCUGCACGUGAAUAAGACUAGACUCCUGAUGCUGCUAAUUGACUGUUGAUCGACCACGCUGUACCCAUACUCAGUAUGUGGAAAUAAACUCCAGUCAACACUGAA
Molecule: messenger RNA, 2361 nt
Organism: Pygocentrus nattereri (red-bellied piranha)
Lineage: Eukaryota; Metazoa; Chordata; Actinopteri; Characiformes; Serrasalmidae
Gene: hsd11b1la
Product: hydroxysteroid (11-beta) dehydrogenase 1-like a
Exons: 6
Coding region: 112-978 (288 amino acids)
Cellular component (GO): intracellular membrane-bounded organelle
Molecular function (GO): oxidoreductase activity
Source: RefSeq, a predicted model, not a curated record